GCAAAGAAAUGUAACAACAGCAUCUAAAUAAAAUUAAGUUGAUUUAAAUCCGUUUGCAAAUUGAAAUAAGCUUAAUACAGUCCCAGUACAUCGCUUAUUGUGUUACAUAGUAGUUAUAUAAAAGUUGUAUUUCUGUUGCGAAGUUUUAUCGAUAAUACAAAUCUGAUUUGCAUUUAUUGAACUGUUAUUUGACCUAAUUCUUCCUUGUACCUCUGUUUCAUACUAGAAUAAACUACGUUUUGUUUCCGUUUAGUACUAUUUUAUUUAGAGACCGAGAGGAGUUAAAGGUGAACUAUUGCACAUUUUUAUUAUAUACAACGAAAUGGCUACUAAUUUUAAGAUUCUAGCACAAAAACUAACUAGCAGUUGACAAUGGAUGAUGAUUAUAUAAAGUUUUCUCCAAAAGUGAAAACCUACAGUAAUGUAAAUAGGAGACACUUAGUUAAAAGUCCAAAGAAAUUAACAUUCACGGGUAACUUUACACCAUGUCAGCGACAUUUCUAUAUAACAGAAGCAGACAAACGGAACAGCUUACGUCUUGAUAUAUUGAAUGCUGUGAUGAAGAGGACGGAAUCUAAGAUGCAUGAAAAAGAUAUUGAUGAAUCAAUCGAUAAUCCUUUAUAUGAAGAUCCAAGAGAUGUGAUUGAGAGACCAGUCAAACCACCACGGAAACGAAACAUAAAUGGAGGGGUGCCUAAUACUAAUAAAGAAGGAAAACAUUUACUUAAAGAACAGAAGAAGAAACUAAGUAAGAAAUAUGAAAGGCUUAUUACCGCACUUAUGGACAGAUGUGAAGAAAAUAUUCUAUCGAUAUCAGAAAAGGACGCACAUAUAGCAAAACUUAAGGACAAACUGAAAACAAUAUUAGAAUAUAAUAAAUUAUUUGCCAGUGAAAAUGAACGAUUGAAAUGUGAACAUGCAACAUUAUUGAAAUAUGCAGAAGAAUGUAAAAUUGUUAUAAAAGAAGAGAGGGAGAAGAAUACAGAUUUAGAAGACAAGUGUAAGAGUUUGCAAGAGAGACGAAUGAUUUUAUCUGAACCCUCAGAUCAAUGUGAGCCAACAACAAUACCACUGGUUGAAGUCUGCAUGAGUUGUUCCAGUCGACAGAUUGUGUUGAACCAAGCGAGGGAACUCAACGCCAGACUACAGAAAGAUAUGCAAGCACUCAAAGAUGUUUUAUACAGACUGAACGUACAAUUAGCACGUUACCAAGAGAAGAUACGAAGUAAUGUACCAACAUUGAAAACAGACAAAAGUACAGACAGAUAUGACUGUAUAGAUUCAAUUAUUAACGCCAGCCUUGGACAGAGACGAGAAUCUACGAAUACCGAAGAAGCAACAAAAAAGGACUACAAUGAAGAAACUCAACCAAGAUUAGUGGAUUUAUCAGGAUUACUCAGUGCACAGGCUUUAGCACCAUUAUUUGACGCAUAUCAAGAGAAUCUACAAGAGAAAGAUAAUUUAAUAAAUGAUUAUGAGAAACAAUUUGAAAAUAUGAACAAAAAAUCCAAAGAAAUUGUAAUCGAGAACAAAAAUUUAAGUGAUAAAGUGACGUCGUUAGAGAACGAACUGUCGCAAGUGAGACAGAGCUAUAAGAAACUGGUAGUAGAGAGAGAGACGGCAGAUAUAGAAAAGGCAACUACACUAGAAAGAGCGGAACGAGCUGAAUCCAAAUUAAAAGAAGUUUAUGAAUUGUAUGAAGAUAAAAUGGCAGCAAUGAUACGUGACUACGAGACGGUACAUCGCGAGUACUUCGCGGUGAAGUCCGCACUGGAGGCGUCAGCGGGCAAGAUCUCUCAGCUGGACGCGAUGCGCGCGCGCACCGUGCCCGCUGACCUGCACGAGCGCAGGCUGGAUCAUUGCAAACGUUUACUAGAAGAACUGAAACACCAGUAUUCAAUGGAGAACGAACGUAAGUCUGAACAGGUGAAGAAGAUGCAAGAAGAUGUGCGCAGCACAGAAGAGAAGUACAACAAGAUGUGUCAGGAACACGAGGCUGUCAAGGAGGAACUCAGAACAGCUUUGAAGAAUGUCAGACUGUACCGUCGCGCGGCGGUGAUAUUCCGACAUCGCGCGCGCACCGCCGCCGCGAGUGCGAUGCGCGUGCGCCGCGCCCGCACCAAGCGCACCAAGCGUACACACAACGAGCCGCUGCAACACGCACUACACGCAUUGGAUACUAUUAAAACUGAGAUAAAGGCAGUGAGAUCUCGUGCCUAUACAUCAUUGGAGGAAUUAGAGCGUCGCAUAGUGCAGCAGGAGCGUCGUGCUGCAGCCGCCCAAGCCGAGCACCGGCGCGAGCUGGAGCGCGCCGCCCUCGUGCUGCAGCACAAGGAGGGCAUUAUACGUAGCCUCAUUGAUAAGGUCGCUGAUGUUGAGGAGGUCAGAUUAAGUCAAACCAAUGCUCAUCGUCUGCAAGGGAUAGUCUCAAAUUCAUCUUCCGAAAGUUCUUCAACAAAAGAAAAAGAUAAGAAAGAUACGAAACAAACUGAUAAAAGAAAAGUUAAUAAAUAAAAUUAGAAUUUUCUUAUGUAAAAUUUUUUACGCGUUAAUCUCAAAAACUAUGAAACGAAUUUGGAAAAUUCCUUUUGCAUUUAUUCUAGAAGGUUAUAAGGUACUAGAUGUCGCCCGCGACUUCGUCUGCGCGGAAAUAAAAAAUAAUAAUAAGUACGCUAUGUGU
Messenger RNA from Papilio xuthus (Asian swallowtail), 2680 nucleotides. RefSeq names its product Centrosomal protein 89kDa (gene Cep89). Lineage: Eukaryota; Metazoa; Arthropoda; Insecta; Lepidoptera; Papilionidae. The transcript is spliced from 13 exons. The record is from RefSeq and is a predicted model, not a curated record. Gene Ontology annotation, cellular component: centriole; ciliary transition fiber. The coding region runs from base 373 to 2514 and encodes 713 amino acids. Gene Ontology annotation, biological process: cilium assembly; mitochondrion organization; chemical synaptic transmission.